AUGGACACCAAGGCUGAGCCACGGUCCGCCUCGAGAGAGUCGUCCCGUUCGCUUAAUGGGACGAAACUGACACCAUAUCCGAAAUUGACACCAAAUGGGGUCCGUGGAAGACGUAACGAUGGGAUGGACUCGGAAGAAAUGGCAGUUGAAGACCCCGAGUCCCAUCGGCGAAUGACAAAGUCAACCUCUGCCGAUGCAGCUGACAUGCGCCGCAUGGGCCGAGAUCAAGAACUUGUUCGAAGCUUUCGUACAUUCUCGGUAGCUUCAUUUGCGGCGGUAGCUACGGCAGUCUGGGAGUUUACCAUCUUCCUGAUUACUCCCGCGCUCAUUGAUGGUGGCAGUCCAACUUUGGUAUACUCGACCAUCUGGGCGUUCGUCGGCUUUGGCCCAACAUAUCUUAGUAUGGCUGAAAUGGCUAGUAUGGCUCCCAUCGCCGGCGCCCAGUAUCACUGGGUCAGCGAAUUCGCGCCAGAAAACAUGCAAAAACCUCUAAGUUACGUGAGCGGAUGGACAUCGUCUUUGGCCUUGCAAGCUGGUCAGUCCCUGGGCGUGCUUCUAACUGGUACUUUGAUCCAAACCACGAUACGCGUUAAUUACCCGGAGUACACGGCGCCACCAUGGCACAUGUUUGUGUUUAUUCUUGUUGCAGUUGUAACGGCUUUCGCUGGCAGUGUCUGGGGUUAUAGAGUCUUACCUCAUUGGCAGAACGCUGCAUUUGCUUUCCACGUGCUGGUCUACUUUGCUGUUCUAAUUCCCAUCUGGGUGAAUGCUCCCAAAGCAACUUCUGAGAAGGUUUGGACCGGAUUCGAAAACUUCGGAGGAUGGUCGAGCUUGGCGCUUGCCGUCAUGAUCGGACAAUUGCCCGGCAUAUCCGUUCAAGUCGGCGUUGACACAACCGUGCACAUGGCUGAAGAAGUUCGAAAUGCUGCCGUCUCUGUGCCCAAGGCGAUGCUGGCGGUGUACAUUACCGAUUUUGUACUGGUUCUUCCAAUGCUCGUCACGAUUAUGUACCAUAUUCCAGACACGGCGGCGGCAAUCGAAGACAUCAGCACCUAUCCCGUUGUUUAUGUACUACGGCAGUCCAUGAACACAGCCUGGCUGACUGUAGUACUCGUCGCGAUCAACGCCUUGUAUCGCUAG
Pochonia chlamydosporia 170 is the source of this 1140-nucleotide messenger RNA. RefSeq names its product amino acid permease 2. Gene Ontology annotation, biological process: transmembrane transport. The record is from RefSeq and is a predicted model, not a curated record. Lineage: Eukaryota; Fungi; Ascomycota; Sordariomycetes; Hypocreales; Clavicipitaceae. Gene Ontology annotation, cellular component: membrane. The transcript is spliced from 3 exons. The coding region runs from base 1 to 1140 and encodes 379 amino acids. Gene Ontology annotation, molecular function: transmembrane transporter activity.